AUGGGCGCAGUGAUCCCGAUCCUCCUCGCGUCGUUGCUUUUCCCGUCUGUGUUACCCUCUCUCGCCGCUUUUGCCGCUGCGAAUCCUUCGGCUGCAGCCAGCAGCGAGCCAGGGCGAAGCGGCCGACUGCGACAGGUGGGUAUAGAUAGCCGACCCUUGCUGCUAAUAGGAAAUCCCCUCCUCUGCUUCCACGCAUCCCCUCCCUGCUUCCCCCCAUCCCCUUCCCUGCAUCCCCACAUCCACUUCCUGCUUCCGCCCAUCCCCUUCCCUGCUUACCCCCGUCUCCUUUCCCUGCUUCCCCCCAUCCCGUUCCUUGCUUUCCCCUAUCCCGUUCCCUGCUUCCCCCCAUCCCGUUCCUUGCUUCCCCCCAUCCCCUUCCCUGCUCCCCCCCAUCCCCUUCCCUGCUUCCCCCCAUCCCCUUCCCUGCUCCCCCCCAUCCCCUUCCCUGCUUCCCCCCAUCCCCUUCCCUGCUUCCCCCCAUCCCCUUCCCUGCUUCCCCCCAUCCCCUUCCCUGCUUCCCCCCAUCCCCUUCCCUGCUCCCCCCCAUCCCCUUCCCUGCUUCCCCCCAUCCCCUUCCCUGCUCCCCCCCAUCACCUUCCCUGCUUCCCCCCAUCCCCUUCCCUGCUCCCCCCCAUCCCCUUCCCUGCUUCCCCCCAUCCCCUUCCUUGCUUCCCCCCAUCCCCUUCCCUGCUUCCCCACAUCCCCUUCCUUGCUUCCCCCCGUCCCCUUCCUUGCUUCACCCCAUCCCAUUUCCUGCUUUCCCCCAUCCCGUUCCCUGCUUUCCCACAUCCCGUUCCCUGCUUCCCCCUAUCCCCUUCCCUGCUUCCCCCCAUCCCCUUCCCUGCUUCCCCCCAUCCCCUUCCCUGCUUCCCCCCAUCCCCUUCCCUGCUUUCCCCCAUCCCCUUCCCUGCUUCCCCCCAUCCCCUUCCCUGCUUCCCCACAUCCCCUUCCCUGCUUCCCCCUAUCCCCUUCCCUGCCUCCCCCCAUGCCCUUCCCUGCCUCCCCCCAUCCCGAUCCCUGCUUCCCCCCAUCCCCUUCCCUGCUUCCCCCAUCCCGUUCCCUGCUUCCCCCCAUUCCCUACCAUGUUUCCCCAUAUCCCCUUCCCUGCUUCCCCCCAUCCCCAUCCGUGUGCACCCAUCUAUUUCCCCAUACAUGCUUUCAUCAUUCCCCGUGACCCCUUCCGUGCUUCCCCAUGUCCCCUUUCCUGCAUCCCCAAGUCCUCUUCCCUGCUUCCCCAUGUCCCCUUCCCUGCUUCCCCAUGUCCCCUUCCCUUCUUCCCCAUGUCCCCUUCCCUGCUUCCCCAUGUCCCCUUCCCUGCUUCCCCCCAUCCCCUUCCCUGCUUUCCCCCGUCCCCUUCCGUGCUUCCCCGUGUCCCCUUCCCUGCUUCCCCCCAUCCCCUUCCCUUCGGGUGCCCCAUCCCUAAACAUGCUUCCCCCCAUCCUCUUCCCUUCCCCCCACCCCCUUCCCUGCUUCCCCAUGUCCCCUUCCUUGCUUCCCCAUGUCCCCUUCCCUGCUUCCCCCCAUCCCAUUCCCUGCUUCCCCCCAUCCCCUCCCCUGCUUCACCGUGUCCCCUUCCACGGCACUCACAUGCACCACCUGUCUGCUCUUCAUAUUCUUCCUCCCCGCUCCCCGCUCUGGGCUAGAUUUUCUUAG
This is a messenger RNA of Closterium sp. NIES-65, 1653 nucleotides long. NCBI's taxonomy places the organism in Eukaryota, Viridiplantae, Streptophyta, Zygnematophyceae, Desmidiales, Closteriaceae. The record is from the annotation of a GenBank genome assembly.